Messenger RNA from Colletotrichum acutatum, 1698 nucleotides. RefSeq lists its product as uncharacterized. The record is from RefSeq and is a predicted model, not a curated record. The transcript is spliced from 3 exons. Gene Ontology annotation, biological process: regulation of DNA-templated transcription. Gene Ontology annotation, molecular function: zinc ion binding; DNA-binding transcription factor activity, RNA polymerase II-specific. NCBI's taxonomy places the organism in Eukaryota, Fungi, Ascomycota, Sordariomycetes, Glomerellales, Glomerellaceae. Bases 1 to 1698 code for a protein of 565 amino acids.
AUGGUGAAUACGGGAAAGCCCUCCGGCGGCUGCAAGUUGUGCAGAUCCAGGAGGAUCAAAUGUGAUGAGGGGAAGCCAUUCUGCAUGAGAUGCAAGAAGUCGCGGCGGCAAUGUCCAGGUUACCGAGAUCCGUUCGAGGCCAACAUCCGCGACGAAACGCAAGCGACUAUCAAGAGAUUCAAGAAGUCUAGAGGUGAAGAGAGUUCUGACGAAGAAGGCAAGGAUAUCGCGCCCGUUUGCAACAAGCAGUGCUUGAAGACGGUUGCUGGUCCGAAAUACAAGACGUUCGAUUACUCGAAUCCCGCCGCUUUCCCUUACCACAAGGACGACGAUACGACCGACGAAGACGAAGACAUCCCGGCGUCCAUGUUCAACUCGCUGGAUGAGCAGGCCUCUUGCUACUUCCUCUCGGAAUUCAUCAUUGUCCCGUUUACUCCUACGGCCCGAGGGUACUACCGUUUCCUCCCUCGGUUCCUGAGCGGGACGAACGUCUCCAAAUGUCUUUCCCAAGCUUACAAGGCUGUCUCUCUGGCUGCGCUGGCCAGCCGCCGUACGGUAAAUGCCAGUGCCGCUCUGUUCCAUGCACAAGGUCACUAUCUACGGGCGGUCCGGGCCGUCAACAAAGCUAUAAUGGACCCGGGAGAGGUGCUCAAUGAUCAAACUCUGGGGGCUGUGCUUAUGCUGGCUUUCUACGAGAUUUUGACGUCUUCUCGAGACUCUAUCGCUGAGUACACCAACCACAUGAAGGGUGCCGCAAUCAUUGUCAAAUUGAGGGGUCAAAAGGGGCUCGAGACACCGGAAGGCGAAGAAAUGUUCGCAAUUACCCGGAACCAGUGUCUCUCUAUUCACUGUCUUCCAAACUCUCCCGAAGUAUCCGAAUUCACAUGGCUUCUGCAUCACGAAUGUCGUGGUCGGAUGCAGCACGCCAUCGCGAGCAUGGAUAUCCAGAGCAGUCAAAUUCGACAAGAUGUUGAUCGGGUUCUCGGAGCGGGAGACCGCAAGCCAGAGACAAUCCAGAAGGUGCUCGAUGCUCUCAAGCGUGCUCAAGCUUUGGAGGCCAAAUUCCGCAAACUCAACAACGAUCCCAGCCCGCAGUGGAAAGUCGAUACGGUGGAGUGGAUACUGGAGCGAUCCGACGACGAGCUCGAUACGACCCCAACGUUUCCAGGGCCUGUGUACGGGUUCUUCAACUUACCUCUUGCAAUCUUGCACGUCGCCACAUGGUGUUGCCAUCUGAUGCUUACCACAACAAUUCUGCGGUGCAUGGCCUGGCUUGUGUCCCCUGAUGAUUAUCGAAUGGGAGAGGAGUAUGAAGAGCUGAAACGUUCGGCUAUGCUGCGUAUCGAAGAUACCAUAGCUUCGACCCCUUUCUUUUGCAAAUGGAAUGGCUACGGCGUGGUCGUAGCUCAGUUCCCCUGCGGCAACACCAAGCCAGACGACCCUUUGAAGGGCGCUGCCGGACUGAUGGUUUUGUGGCCCAUGGUCACGGCUUGCAGCAGCGACUUUGCAACCCCCAGACAGAGACGCUUUCUGAGAGGCCGUCUUAAGUACUUGGCAGAAGUCGCCGGAAUUAGGCAGGCUAAUGUUUUCUACAACAUGCACGACAUUUCAUCUCCAUCCCGAGAAAUCGAGCGAGACCGCAGAUCUGGCGUUCAUUCAUAUUCUGGGGCGGACACCUUGCUUAGCAUGCCCUUUUGA